This is a messenger RNA of Tuber aestivum (summer truffle), 4436 nucleotides long. Lineage: Eukaryota; Fungi; Ascomycota; Pezizomycetes; Pezizales; Tuberaceae. The record is from the annotation of a GenBank genome assembly.
CUGGGCCGGGAACUCCUGAUUAUUGUCGAAGCGUUAUUUCUAGAAGGAAAAAGGAGAAAGGGGUUAGUCUUCAUUCUUUUUAGAGGGCUCACUGUGAUUCAAAAUUUGGCGGGGAGGAGAAGGGAAGAAGCAAGGGAGAAAAAACCCGCUUUGCUGCGAUCCGUCCUAGCGUGACAGUGAAAGAAGGGGUGGCUUUCUCGCCUAAGACACCCAUUACUGACUUUUGGCGUUCCUGAAUACCUUAGCUUACUUCACUACUUUCUUUACCACUGUAUCUUACGAGUAAGGCAUCGGUCACGGUAAAUCAAGUCUAAUACUCCAACGUCUAGUCAGAUUGUGGAAACAUCGCCGUCACCACAACGACGUCGAAUUCAGUCCCCAGUACCAGGGACGGGGCCCGCUCCAACAUGGCAGCUCUCGUCCAGUCAUUUCCAACUCAACAGUCUUCCCCACCGGUCUCCUUGAUGCAAUCACGUCCUCAAUCUUCCACGACCACUUUACAAGCAGGAACUCCAAACCAGUCUGCUCACCCUGCCCAACAUCACCACUUGACGCCACGAAACAUGGGUGGCUACCCAAACGCAAGUACUGGUAACAUUAGUGGUGGUGGCUAUCGCCCUGGUUACUCGUCUGCGCCUGUUGCCCCCUAUGCUUUCACGAGCACGCCCGGGCUGUCGAAUACAAAAUCAGCCUUGACCGGUCCUAAGAUCUGUGAGAGAGCAUCAUCUGCCGCUGCUGCCGGACACUCGGAUUCACGGAAUCGGUACCCCACGUCGGACUCUGUAUCGUCCUCUUCGUCGGCUUCUUCGGACCCGUCAUUUCGGUACCAGCAGGCACAAUCCACAACUGUCCGUUCGAAGGAGGAACAUUCUGAUAGUCGCCCUAACCCAAGACCCCUUUCUACAGUGUCAACCAAUCUGUCGCCUCCACCAAUCUCGUCUCCAACUAGCCGGCCCAGUCCCGACCGCUAUCGUCGUGCUAAUAAUGGGCGAGCGGGUUCCUAUACGGGGCAAGUCGGUAGCGGGUCUGCUCAACCAAGUGGGUCUGGAAUGGCUGCAGUAGCUGCUCUAUAUGCGCAGCCUGGUAGGGCGACCAGCAAUCCUUCACUACCACCGAUAGUUGGAAAUGCGGGUGGAAUGGGAAAAGCACCUUUUAUUGGGGAUUACACUGGACAAUUGAGGAGUCAGUCUGUAGACGAUAUACAUACUUAUCGAAGCCCCUCUGCCAUUUCGAAUUUACAACAGAUGCAAAAUAGGCGGAGAUCCGUUGGCCCCGAUGCAUUCAGUCCCGAAAGUCUCCAAAGCAUUAUAGGGAACGAGAUGCCAUCAUUGCCACAGACAACAAACCUGCAGCUUUCUCGUCCAGGAUCUGCUGCCAGCGGCUCUGCUAGCGGCUCCACCAAAUCACAGGCUGGGGCUUCAGGCCCUAAUUCCGUAACCCAAAAUACUCUCCGACCGGGUAAUAGGAGAACCGGUAGCACAGAUAGUUCUGCUUCGGGGAAUUCCUCACGCCCAAGCUCUGUAAUACCCCCUUCCCCUUUUUAUGUCUCCUAACUUCAUUCUAACGGGGCAUUACAGAGCAAACGUAACUCUAUUCAUUCGACAACCUCCAAUCCUGGCCAGGGCUCGACCAAUUCCGCACACGAAAUCAAUCUUGCCCACGUUCCUCCACGUGGUUCCUCCACCGAUUUAAGCAAGCGAACCACAGCACCAUCUCCUCUUUCCAAACCGAUGAGUUUGAGUUCAGAUUCACCUGCUCCGCAACUACCCGAUGAUGUAGCCAACACCAAUGCGGCUCCGCAAUCUUCAGGAAAUCCCGUGACUGAACACCAUGCUGUCUUCUCUGAGCCGCGUAAGGGGAUGAAGAGUCGGCUCAGACGUGCCUUUUCAUUCGGCAGCGCGGCCGAGCUUCGUAAAGUCUCGGCUGUCAAUAGUUUGAGGGGUGAAGAAUCGGCUGAGAGGGCGAGAAUACGACAGGAGAGGUUCCGCGAAGAGCAAGAGGCCGAGCAGGCAAGAAUUGCAAAACGCCAGGAGGAAGCCGGGCUGGGCGAGGGCAUCUACAACGGUCAGGGGAAUUUUUUCACCGGAUCGACCGACAAUAUCUCGGUGUCAUCGACAGCAUCGUCAGCUUCGAUCAUGAUUAGAAAAAUGGGCAAGGGAAUGAAGAAAUCUACUCGCUCGCUUGUCGGGCUGUUUAGGCCCAGAUCGGUCGUCGGCGUCCCUGCUGCCAGUGGGCCAGUCACCUCCCAACCCAGCACCGGUCAGGUGUCAAUGGUCACUGUAGAAGCAGAGCGAGAAAAUGUUAAUGUGAAUGCCGACCCGCACGGACAGGUGGGUGGUGGGACAGGUUUUCCUAAGCUGGAUAGAAAUUCGAUCGAGAUGGGGCAGCAUCGGACCCUGGAUCCAAAUGUUCGGGGCGCCAGUGUUGCUGAUGAUAUGGCCCGCAAGAGUGUAAUUGGGACUGAUAGGGAUCGGGCCCAGAUUCUGGCUGCUGUACGGAAGGGAAUCUUGAAGCGUGGGUCAAUCCAUCAAAUCUGGAGUUUAAUUGCUAAUUAGUGGCAUAGGGUCCGGCUCUUCUUCUCCGGUGGCCAAACCGGUCGACCUCAAUGGCGCAGUUUCUGGCCCCUCGGACACUGAAAAUCAGCGGCCGUCAUCUGGCAAGCAGAGGUCAGAUUCCCUCAAGAUCGAAGGCGAGGAUUACUUCAUGUCAUCGCCUCGAUUCCCGGCCGGUUCUUCCAACAGUGCCCCCACCUCUCCCGCUUCAAUGUCGCGGUAUAAUGUCAGUUUUAGUCCACGGAUCACCUUUCACGAUACCUGGCCAAGCGGGGAAUACGAUAGGCGUGGUGAGAUUGCCACAUGCAAUCGGUUGACUCCUAUGCUGGCUCAGCAGAUCAAAGAGGAACUGAAUACAUUCAAAAUGGUAUCCAUUAUUGUGACGGUUAUUUUGUGGGUGGAGAAUGUGCUAACUGGCUAUAUAGGAGAUGGAUGUUCAUGAGGAGUCCAAAGUUUAUACGCAUUUCUUCUAACGACCUGUGUGCAACGCGGCGUUUCAAAAGCUUUUUCUUUUUCCUAGGAGCUACAUUUCUAUACGGCGACCAUACAUCUUUUCCUAGAAGCUGAGCGAGGUCAUUUGCCAUACGUUAUUUUUAUCUGUCACAAGUUGGGCGAAGUGGGUAGUUGGGAAGGAAGACGACGAGUGUGACGCGUCCUUCCGGAAAGCUUUGCAUGGUUUUGCUACCGCCCUAAUGGACUGGAAUUGGGUCUCCUUUACUUUAUUUUACAUACUUCCUUUAACUUUGUAUCGGUUACAUUUGCAUCCUUUUCAUUCAUUCAUUCCAGUGUCAUCCCUUCGUAUGCGGUUUGCUUUUUCGCGUGGCAUAGUGUUUUGGGCAUUUCCUGUUAUUUGCGCGUUGGUGAUUUUUUUUUCCUUCUUUCCUUUUCUCUGGGUUUUCCUUGGAGUUUCGAUCCGUCGACCGGGUAGAAUACCCCCUUAAUGAUGCCUUAAGGUGUGAGAUAGCGGUGUUAAUUCAUCGACCGUGUUAGAAGAGGUUGAAGUACUGGUAUGGGAUGGUAGUGGCGUGCGCAUGAGUUAGUGGACGAGAGGGAGGGAUUUUUCUGAGUUUUAUAUAUAUCAAGUGGAGGCGCAUUAUUGGCGGUGCGGUGUCGGUUCUGUCUUCGUUUUUCAUCUGUCUCAACUACAUUUUCUAGUACUCGUUUGCACUUUCCAUCGUAUAUCCUCUCCUUUCCUAUCUCUCUUUCUGUAUACUUGUGCAAAGUGCUAGUCCUGAUUUGGUUUGAUUUUCUUUCUUUUUCUUUCUUUUUUCCUGUCUUGAUUUCUGGCUGUUAGUUACUUCAUCCAUGAGGGGGUUUAUAGGUUUCCCCUAAAGAUACCUCUUCGUUGGAGCUCUUUUUCUUUCCUUUUUCUAUUUUCGCUCGUUCUCUACAUAUCCUCGGGCAUUACUAGCCUUGUUCCAUCGGUGUGUCCUGGUAGGUAUAGGAAUAGGGUUUGCUGACCCAAUUGCCGUAGACAAAAGGGAAGGGGAGAGAUUAUGCCAUUGAUGAACCGAGAAUCCACCUCACCCGCGGAAGUCGGUCUAGAGAUUUUCAAAAAAAAAAUAAAAGCGGGAGGGGAGGUGGGGACAUCAGAGAAGGGAUUUCUUUAUUGUUUCUUCAUUUUAAAUAUUUUGCAGGCUUUUUGUGCUUAUUUUCCCCCGCUCUUGUUUGGUCCGUAACAUUCUCUGGGAUUUCUUCCCAGCUCUGCUGUGUUUUGCUGUGCUUUCCUUUCCUUCCCCGUUCCGUUCUCGUGAUGCGCAAUAUCAGACUGGUAUAUGGGAAUUGGAUGGUGAUAAUCACAUCACCUCCCUUGUACAGUAUAGCAGUGUUAUUUCAUAACGCGAUCGAGGUCAUAAUCUAUCACUCGAAGGUGUCUAUCGAAGG